CUCACGCGAGUGGUAGCUUGCUGUUAAAAAUGGGAUGUUUUUAAAAAUAAGAAAUAUGGAGUUUAUAGACGAGCAAGUGGCAACUAUAUCUUAUGACUCAUCCUAUCUUAAGCCUUUGAAGAUGGCUGACGAAUGCUUGUUCAGUGUUGUGUCAACGAAAGUAGACAGUUUUGAAAGAAGAGGACAUAGAACCUCAAGUCUGUUUAGUCUGAAGGAUUAUGAGAGUUUAAAAGAGGAACAACAGCUGGAAAAUAAAGGCCAGUUUACACUGACUCAUUAUGAUCAACCACGUCCAAAAGAAGCUGUGAAUACACAGCCCGGUUAUAAUCACGAUGAAAAUAACAACAUAAGGAGACCUCGAUUAUCAUUUAUUUCCUCCCAUUGUGGGAGUAACUUGUCUUUGGCUUACAGAGGCAAAAAUUUUGGUAUCGGAAAAACAUCACAACAGAAUUCAUAUGAACUGGAGCCUAAAAAACGCAUUAAUGAAAAAAAGAUACGGCAAGUGAUUCAACAAGAGGUUGCCAAUUUAAAGAGUAUGUAUACCAACCAAUCGAAAAUUUGCCUAGAGCUGACAAGUAAUGUCAAAACCCAAUUGAAAAUGUUACAGUAUUCCAGACUAAGAUUUAUCGUUAACGUAACAGCUGGAGAAAAUUUAAAACAGGACUUAAGAAUGGCAAGUGGGUUCUUUUGGGACUCUAAACGAGACACCUUCAUCAGUGAAGCCUUUGAAUUUGAAAAAUUGUUUGUUAUUGUUAGUGUUUUUGCUGUGUAUUUUGAAUGACAAUUUUUUGUUCACGUUCGAUAAUCUAGGUUCCGUAAAACAACUUGCUAAUAUUAUCAUGGAGUCAUAUCUAAUUUUAUUACCUGGAAGUAUUAAUGAAUCUUACCGGUAGGGAAAAGACUUAUUAUUUGGAAUUUAAUUGGAUGGAAAAGUAUUGAUAACAACUGCUUUCUUUUUUGCUGAAAGCGCUAUGUUUUAGAAAGUUGUUUUAGCAACUAUUCUCAGACUUGAUGUAAUGUUGGCUUUCAUUAUGAUUAUUCUACGCUUAUAAAACUGCAUGUUAGUUAUCAGUUAAGAGAAUUUCAUAAGUUCCCUGUGUAUGGAGAUUUUUAGUAUUUAUAUAGUUUAAGCUUUGUGUCAAUAUUUUUCUUUUUGAGGCUUCAUAAGUGAGCUGAA
Molecule: messenger RNA, 1177 nt
Organism: Hydractinia symbiolongicarpus
Lineage: Eukaryota; Metazoa; Cnidaria; Hydrozoa; Anthoathecata; Hydractiniidae
Exons: 1
Coding region: 35-781 (248 amino acids)
Biological process (GO): microtubule-based movement
Cellular component (GO): cytoplasmic dynein complex; cytoplasm
Molecular function (GO): dynein intermediate chain binding
Source: RefSeq, a predicted model, not a curated record